This is a messenger RNA of Lampris incognitus (smalleye Pacific opah), 3693 nucleotides long. RefSeq names its product plakophilin-3-like. Gene Ontology annotation, molecular function: cadherin binding. Gene Ontology annotation, cellular component: adherens junction; nucleus; plasma membrane. Gene Ontology annotation, biological process: cell-cell adhesion; cell-cell junction assembly. Lineage: Eukaryota; Metazoa; Chordata; Actinopteri; Lampriformes; Lampridae. The record is from RefSeq and is a predicted model, not a curated record.
GACAGAGAGAGAGACAGGGUACCGAGAGAGAGAGACGCGGUAUCGGAGGGCUGAGUUCCGUCUUUGCCGUUCUUCCGUCGCCCUGCUUUAAGUCCUCUGUUGUCCGGGUCAGGAUGAGCGUGGUCGUCGCCGCAGUGGAGAGUUGUUUUCUGUCCGCCUUACAGCCGAACUCGUCCUGCACCGCCUACGUUGUUCCGUCCCGACGUCCAGAUUGGGGAAGGCGGCGCGGGUCCGGCAGCCAGGUCCGUCUGCGUCUCGCCGAGAAGUCCCUCUCCCUUCCGCGGCUCAACUGCGCCGACCUCGGCUCGACAGACUUUGAUGCUCCUGUGGGAAAGAACUUUGCCUCCAGCCAUGGCUUCAGUUCCAGAUCCAUGAUACACACGCCGAGCCGCGUCAUGGCUGUUCCCACAGUACCUAUCCACUCCCCCGGGUUCUCCUCUUAUUCUAAUGUGGAAAAAAGCAUGAGCCAUGGCUACAGGAUGAGCCAACCAGGACCCACCGUGGUCCAGAGGAGCCAAAUGCACACCAGAAGCAGACGCUCCAAAUCCGUUUCCCACACAGACCAGGAGGAACUUCCGCUGCCUUCUCUGGUGCCCUCAGAGAGUCCCGCCCUCCUCAUCCCCGGCCAAGACACCCUGCGGCGGAGCCUGAGUGGGACGUUGGCCAGAGGAGGAGGAGAGUCCAACUGCUUCGAGGAGGACUUUGGUAUCCAGCCCACCUACAGAGGUCCUUCCCAUCGCACCAUCAACCGAAUCACCAACCGCCAGCAGCACCACCAGCUGACCUCUGCUUGGGGCCAGGAGGUAGGGCCCGGGGGCAGGGUGGGGCCCAUGGCUGGUGGCAGUCUGGGUGGGCAGUGGCAGCACGUGUCAAGGGGCAGUAGUGUGUCAGGGAUCGGGCAAUACCAAGCGUCCCUAAAUCGAGCGGCCUCACUGCGCAGCUUGAGGAGUGUUGGAAAAGGAGUGGAUGUGGAUGGAGGAUCGACACACAGCAACGACCGACUGGGAGGCAUGCAGGGUCUGGACAUGGUGACAGCAGUGAGAUACCUCUCGGAGCUGGAUCCAGCCAUGCAGGUUAUGGGAGCGGCCUAUAUUCAGCACCAGUGUUACCACAGCAACGAAGCCAAGGACGAGGUGCGUUCUCUGCAUGGGGUAUCAGCGUUGGUCCUCCUCUUCUCCAGUGAAAAUCAGGAGGUCCAGCGUUUUGCCACUGGAGCCACACGCAACCUCAUCUAUGAGAACGCCGACAACAAGGUCGCACUCAUUGGCGCCGGAGGUGUGACGCGACUCGUCAGCAUACUGAAGGAACCAGAUGAAGAGCUGCACAAGAACAUCACAGGCAUCCUGUGGAAUCUGUCAUCCAGAGACAACCUGAAGGAAAAACUCUCCAGGGAGGUUUUGUCAGAGCUGACGGAGAAAGUCCUGGUUCCUUUGUGCAGAGACUCCAUCCAGCUGAGUCUGUCUGAGAAAGACAUCUUCAACAACACCACAGGCUGUCUCAGGAAUCUGAGUUCAGUGAACGAGAGAACUCGUCAGAAGAUGAGAGAGAUGAGAAGCCUUGUGGAUUCUCUGGUAUUCUACAUCCAGAAUGCUCUGCAGGAAGACAGGAUGGACAACAAGGGCAUAGAAAAUACUGUGUGUAUACUGAGGAACCUCUCCUACCAGCUGUACAUAGAGCUGCCACUCUCAGCCCAGCGGCAUCUGGCAAGUCCGUCCAGAUCGUCAGACGACAGAGAAAACCAGGUUAUCGGCUGUUUCCCCAUGCAGAGCAAAAAGAGCAAAGAGAAGCAUAACCAGGAGCUGUCCAUGUUCUCCAAAGCAUCCCACCAGCCGCAUGGCGCCGAGUGGCUUUGCCAUCCUCAGCUUGUGGUUCUGUACAAGGCGAUGCUGCAAAACAGCCACAGCAGCUCCGUCACCCGCGAGGCUUCAUUAGGAGCCCUGCAGAACAUCACGGUGGGGGAGGCGAGGUGGGCAUCAGUGUUGAGUUUUGUGAUUUUGGAGCAAGAGCAGAUGCUGCCCAUACUGUUGGAGCUGCUGGACACAAACAGUGAGAUGGAACUGAGACCGCUCACCGGACUGCUUCGCAACCUGGCACGACACUCUCACAAUAGGGAGCAUAUGGCCAAAAGUGGAGUACAGGUGUUAGUGUCCAAGCUUCCCAGUGAUGGCUUGCAGAAAGACCCAUCCAGCGAGGUGGUUGUCAAUAUCUGUGGAGCUUUAAACUACCUGGUCUCCAGCAGCUCGCUGGCGGCUCGGGACAUCUGUUACUUCAACGGCCUUCCCAAACUGGUGGGCAUCAAAACUUCUCAUGACAACAGUUACGGAGCUGUGAAAGCUGCCAAGGCUUCAUCCACGGUCCUCUGCAACAUGUUCCAGUACAACAAGCUGCACAAGGACUACAAACAGAAAGGAUUUUCCAGAAGAGACUUCAUGGAUUCCAGCAUCUAGAUCACAGCAGGCUUCCAGAUGGAAAAGUCACCUGCUGGAUGAGGAAUAACUAACUACAUGUUGGACCUGAAUCCAGGCUGCACGGGGAUCAGAGGGAGGGGAAAACCAACCAUGAAGAGGAAGUGGUUUAGUGGUGGUUUGUGGUGUUCUGUCCCUCGUGGCCUGACCCAUAUCUGAUGACGUAAUCAAACAGUAAUGAAGUGAAUCUGAAGCAGGUGUUUGUUUAUCUUUGUUCUGACGAAAUGUACUUUACACACGCCCUCCGACCCUAAAACACCUGCUGUGUGUGCACUGCAGGGGUCGCUAUACUGACUGUGUGACUGUCUUUACCGGUGCCCUGAAGUGGAAUUGUAUUAACAGGUGCUUUUUAUUUUUUGUCUUUUUUUUGUGAGGGGGGAAUUUGCCCUUUUUUCUCCCCAAUUGUACCCGGCCAAUUACCCCACUCUUCCCAGCCGUCCCGGUCUCUGCUCCACCCCCUCUGCUGGUCCAGGAGGGCUGCAGACUACCACAUGCAUCCUCCCAUACAUGUGGAGUCACCAGCCGCUUCUUUACACCUGACAGUGAGGAGUUUCACCAGGGGGACGUAGCGCGUGGGAGGAUCACGCUAUCCCCCCCAGUUCCCCCUCCCCCUGAACAGGUGCCCCAACCGACCAGAGGAGGCGCUAGUGCAGCGACAGGGACACAUACCCACACCCGGCUUCCCACCCGCACAGAGGACCACUUGUGUCUGUAGGGACGCCCGACCAAGCCGGAGGCAACACGGGGCUUCUUUUAUCGGUUACUGGUUUAUGUCUUGAUGAAGCCUGUUCACUGCCUUUCACCACACUGAGACAGCAGGAGAACAGGAGGUCUCGACAGGCCUCAUGAAGCACGUGUCUGGGCUGUGGUGGCAGGAAGCCAAACCAGGUGUGGGGUUGGAAAGAGGAGACGUGUUAUGAUAAGACAGCAAUGCCCUGCAUCGUCCUGUAGCACUGUUUAUCAUGUAGUGUAGCUUCUCUCAUUUAACUUUUCUCAUCAGCUAAUAAGACGUGUUGACUACAAGGGACAACAUCAGCGCAUUUGUGGUUGAGCUGUGCAGGACGCACCGUGAGUCUGACACAGCUGAAGGUGCAGCUCCCAUACCCGCGGCCCACUGGCUCUGGGAUGGAAUCAUGUUACUUAUCAUAGUGGUGUAUGAAGGACUCCCUCUGCUGUUUGAUCCUGUUUGUAUUAGCUGAAACUAUAAAUAAAGUUGUGCCAAAACGUU